Messenger RNA from Stegodyphus dumicola, 460 nucleotides. RefSeq lists its product as uncharacterized. The record is from RefSeq and is a predicted model, not a curated record. Lineage: Eukaryota; Metazoa; Arthropoda; Arachnida; Araneae; Eresidae.
AAAGAAGACAUUAUUCCAAGUUUUCUCUUACUUUCAAAGAUAAAAGAUGAAACCAGUAACUGUUGUAAUUCUUGCAGCAAUGUGCGUCAUUAUCUUCUGUUCGCUAGCAUCUAGUACCCCUGCCCUUGAAGAAGCAAGACAUCACCAUCAUCAUGAUCACCAUGAUCACCAUCACGACCAUCAUGACCACCAUCAUCAUGAUCACCACGAUCAUCACCACCAUGACCAUCACCAUCAUGAUCACCAUGACCAUGACCAUCACCAUCAUGAUCACCAUGACCAUCACCAUCAUGACCACCAUGACCAUCAUCAUCAUGGCCAUCAUCAUUGAUACACUGGCAUGUCUGCAUUGGAACUCCAAAGAAGAAGUAUUUAGCAGCUUCAGAAAAUUUAUUAAGUAUUAUUCAAAUAAAUUCUACGAUUAGUUUAAUUUUCAAUUCAAAAUAAAAUAAUUAAAUUU